Messenger RNA from Prorocentrum cordatum, 960 nucleotides. NCBI's taxonomy places the organism in Eukaryota, Dinophyceae, Prorocentrales, Prorocentraceae. The record is from the annotation of a GenBank genome assembly.
CGGCCAGCCGCGCGGGCCCCGGGGGGGCGGAGGGGGGGUCCCCGGGGGCAUGCGCGCCGCGCCCGGCGCCGCCGCCACCGCGCGCCGGGCAUGUCCUCGCCCGCGCCCGCGCCUGCGGAGCCGGGAGGGGACAAGUGCCAGCAGCAGUUGGACGACAAGGAGCCCCCCCGCUCCAAGUACGUCGGACACUACGUGCUCGGCAAGACCAUCGGCGAGGGUACCUUCGGCAAGGUCAAGCUGGGGACGCACGUGCUGACUGGACAACGGGUCGCCGUGAAGGUGCUAGAGAAGGAUCGCAUCGUAGAGAUCGCCGACGUGGAGCGCGUCGCACGGGAGGUGCACAUCCUCAAGCUCAUACGACACCCGCACAUCGUCCAGCUCUACGAGAUCAUCGAGACGAAGAGGCAGCUGUACCUCAUCAUGGAGUACGCGGCAGGCGGCGAGCUGUUCGACUACAUCGUGGCGCGGGACAGGGUUCAGGAACCAGAGGCGUGCCGCCUCUUCCACCAGAUCAUCUCGGGCAUCGAGAAGAUACACAGCAUGAACAUCGUGCACAGGGAUCUGAAGCCAGAGAAUCUGCUGCUGGACCACAACCACGCGGUGAAGAUAGUGGACUUCGGUCUCAGCAACGUCUUCCGCGAGGGGCAGCUCCUCCGGACGGCCUGCGGCUCCCCGUGCUACGCGCCCCCGGAGAUGAUCUCGGGCAAUCCGUACCUGCCCCGAGGCUGCGACCUCUGGAGCGCGGGGGUCAUCCUCUUCGCGGUCGUGUGCGGAUACCUUCCCUUCGAGGACCCCAGCACCGCCGAGCUGUACAGGACGAUACUGACCGGUGACUUCGAGUGCCCAGACUUCCUGAGCGAGCCCGUCAAGGACCCAGAGCUGCAUGCGGUCAUUGAGCGAUGAGCCUGCUUCUGGAGUCCGUCUGUCCGCGGAGGCCGCGCGUCUCGAGUGCGAUAGAGG